AUGAAUGAAAAUUUAGAAAAUACAUCCGAAAGGUAUCAGAAGUUGCUUUUAUCUGCUUCCUUAAAGAGAGAAGCAAAAGAAAAUGAAGAAAUUAAUAAUGUUAAAAAACAGACCCCUGGAAACAAUGAAAAUAAUGAUUUUAUUAUAUAUAUUGAAUUCAAAUUUGAGAAUUUAAUUCUUUCGAGAUAUUUGUUUGAUAUAAGGGACGAGCUGGGUACACCCAUAAGGAACAGUGUACAGAUAACAAGGUUCAUCAUUAUGAGAAGUGAAAACCAUAUUAUGGGAACGUGUGUGUCAAACAGAAUCAUCCUUUGUUAUAGGAACGACAAGGAAAGCAAUGGCAUUUUAGAAAAGUUAAAAGAAGAAUUAAAGAGGAGCUAUUCUAUAUGUUUAACAUUAGAGAAUAAUAUAGAGGAUAACAAAAAAGAAAUAGAAAAAUAUUUAUUAUCAUAUAUUAUUCAAUUUACCUUAGUAUGUAAGUAUGUGGAAUGUGGUAAAUGGGUUCAUAUCUGGGAUAAUAUGGACACAAUAAUUGAAUCUAAAUUUUGUGGAAAUAAUACAAGUAAAUAUUUUAAUUGUAUAGGUUUUAAAUUUCAUAUAUUAAAUAUGGAACACAGCAUAAUCAAUCAAAAAAAGAACUAUGAACACAUUGUUAAGGUGCAUUUAAAGGUCAUUAUAAAUAUAUAUAAAGUACUACCUGUAGGGGAAAAUAAUAUGUGUGAAAAUAUGUACGUGUAUUGCUUACCACGGUGCUCUAUGAGAGCAACGAUUUUAGAUGUUUUUGAUUCAAGAAAAGAUGAGAAAAAAUUUAAUUAUAAAAAUUAUUGGCUUAAUGUACAUGGAUAUGUAUUAAACGAGAAUUCUGUAAAAAAAAUAAUUAAAGUGAAACUGUACAAAGGUGUAUUUAAUUACCCACAGGGAGUGUUACUGAGAGAUAAUAUAUACAAAUUAAAUAUGAGAAUAAAGAAGGAACAUUUUUUUUAUAUUUGUAAUUUUGUAAAUUCUUUUGAAUUAUUAAAAAAGUCACAAUUACAGCUAUUGAAAUAUUCUGAUUUUUUCCAAGUUGAAAAUAUAUAUGACGAUUUGUUAUUGUCCAAAAAUAAGAAAAAAUUAAAAAAUGAACAAGAUGAAGAAGAAGAAAAAGAAAAAGAAGAAGAUUCCGACUUUUACAAAAAACUAAAUCUAAUUUGUAACAAUGAAUAUGAAGGAAAUAAAAUUGCUCAAGAAAUUUCCCAUUCCAAUAAACAACAAAAUGUGUAUGAAAAUUCAUACAAUUUAUAUGGAAAUACAUUAACAAAUUUGGGAGGAAUGUCUAUAAAUUUGAAUUUUUCAAAAAAUAUAAAAAUUAAUAAAAAUGAUCAAAAAUCCUCUGGUAGCACUACACAGUCGUAUCAUUAUACAAAAAAUGAUUUAGUAGAUGCCUUUCUAAAUGAAUCAGCUUUGGCUUAUCAGAGCCGUGGUUCCUAUAUGAAUAAGGAACAAGAAAAGGAGAACCCGCAUCAAUAUGAUUAUAACGACAUACAACAAGAACCGUGUCACUUAUCCAAUCCCGAACUAAAUGAAUGUGCACCAAAUGAAUCACCAUUUGAAAGAAGCAAACCCAUUACUAGAAUUGAUAUUGCCAAAAAAAAGAGUAAUACACUACAAAUACAUGAAAAUGUUAGUAAAACAAAACAAACUGGAACAACAGUAGUACACACGCGUGAUAACAACCUUAACAUUCCAUUCGAGAAGCAUAGUAGACGACAUGAUGAAAUUUAUAAGGAGAAUCAAAAUAAAAACAAAGAAUUAGACAACCACUUACAUAGCAUUGCAAAGAAUUAUAAUUCAAUACCAGGAAAUAAUUCAGAACAUAUGACAAAUGUUAACAUGUUCGAAAAUGUAAAUGCACAAAUAAUAUUUUCAAAAGAAUUUCAAAAUUUUCUGGACAAUCUAGACGAGGUUGCACUAUACCAACAAGAACCAUUAGAAAGGCUAAAUUUUGACCAAAGAGAAAAGAAACGGCCCAAUUUCCUUAUGAACAAUCCACAAACCAGUGAAACUUCUGAACACAUACAUUCAAAAACGAAACACACUUGA
This is a messenger RNA of Plasmodium gonderi, 2079 nucleotides long. RefSeq lists its product as hypothetical. The record is from RefSeq and is a predicted model, not a curated record. The transcript has 3 exons. Bases 1 to 2079 code for a protein of 692 amino acids. Lineage: Eukaryota; Apicomplexa; Aconoidasida; Haemosporida; Plasmodiidae.